This is a messenger RNA of Brassica rapa (field mustard), 3500 nucleotides long. Its product is annotated as transcription factor MYB20. The record is from RefSeq and is a predicted model, not a curated record. Lineage: Eukaryota; Viridiplantae; Streptophyta; Magnoliopsida; Brassicales; Brassicaceae.
GUGGGAUCUAUCAAUAAAGGGGACUCAAUUUAUAGAGAGUGAAUGGUUGUAUAAAAAUGGUUAGUAUAUUUAAAAGUCAACGCCUAAGAGCGAGUCUUGGUAUCGAAAUGAUCAUUAAGUCGUUAUCAUUACAUGUUAAUCGCUUAGACAUUUAAAAAAAAAAAUGAAAGGACAGAAAGGUGAACGUGGUGAUCUGUCUGAAUUUGUUAGUGGCAUCCAUUUACAUGUAAUAUGUUGGUUCAUGUUCUGGAACAUGUAUUUUACUUGUUCGUCAUAUAACGAGGAACGUGUCUUGACUAAACCAAAUAGUUUCGGAUUGAUUAGGGAUCGAUUCUAGCUCAGGUUUUGUUAAACUGCUACCAAACCAAAUAGCAAUUGCGGUAAUGCACAUUCUAUGAGGCCGGUCUGCUUUUUUUGGCUAGUGGUGUGGUAUAAAAUGGAAUUGAUGGAAUAAAAAUGAAUGAAACAUCCUGAAAGUGGAAUAUAUUCAUUCUAUUCAUUUUUUAUAGAUUUUUUUGGUAUUUUUUUAUAUAUUUAAAAUUAUAAAAAUGUCUAUGAGUGUUUUUUUUAUAUUUUGUAGAAUUGAUGGAAUGAUAAAAAAGAAUAUAGAAUAAACCAUUCCAAAAGCUUUUACCCCACAUAUUUACAAUCCAGUUGCAGCCAAUAUAUAAUAUUGGUUUAGUUCAGUUUCAUGGCUUUGAUUACCAAUUUCCAAGUUCUGGCAACAAGUUUGAUAGCAAACAAGUUAGUGAAGAUACAGGAUUAGGUUGGAACUAAUGGGCUACAAACGUAAAUUUGUUUAUUAGUGGGCUUAAAGUUGAUGACUUUUUGAUUUGGUCUCUCGUAUUAAUACUUUUCUGACCCAUCUCUCGUAUACUUUUUAGCUUAACGGUCCCUCACGUAUUUAAUACUCUAUAUUAGUCUAAAAUGUAGUUCAGUUCAGUGAACCGAAACAAAAUCGAAUAUUUGGUUAGCUACAAUCUUGUUUUCGUCAAGAUUAUGAUGCACCUCGCAAAUGAUAAUGCGAGUAAUUAAAAUAUAGUUAUUCUGUUGACUAAGGCCGUAUAAAGUCACAUAGCAGUAGUGUAAUACAUAAUACAAACAGUAGAAUAUAGUUUGAUGCAAAAUGAAUGUUCACAUACCAUUAUGAGGUAUACGGGAUUAAGUAUUUGAUAAAGGAAAUAAGAAUAAUAAAAUUUAGAUACAUAUGAUCGUUUUUCUCUUUUAAAAUCAUUUGGGUUGGUAGUUCACGAUUAAAUAGUAGAUUAUGACAUAUAGCCUAAUAACCUUCACAAUUGUUUUACAACAUAUGCUUAGAUAGAUUUCUAUUUAUUUGAUAUAUGCAUAUACCUUAGAGUACUUCGAGAAUAUUCCUUCGUGCAUGAACCCGAAACCCCUCCAAUUUUAGUAUUUUUAAUGCAAUUGUGGAUUUAUUUCAGUACGACUGAACAUACCAGUUCUGUAUAAACUAUGAAAUGAAAAUAUUACUUAGAUUAAUAGCUAUUGCAAACUAGUUUAUGGUGAUACAUUGAUAUUGUGCUUGAAGCUUUACCUUGAUGACUAAAGUAUUUGCACUACAUUUUCAGUCACUAGUGUAUACAUCUUAAAUAGUAACAAUAUCUGUUUUUUUUUUAAGUUUCGAGGUAUAGUAUAAUUUUGACCCAAACUAUUUUUUAUUAAAAACAUUUGUUCCAACCAGUGUAGCUUAAUUAAUAACAUCUAAUAUUGCAAACAUGUAAUAUUAGAUGAUGACAUAAAACAAUAAUCUUAAACUGUUUUCUUUUAAUCAUGAAUUGUGGAUUUAUUUCAGUACGACUGAACAUACCAGUUCUACUUUUCUUAAUUGAGAGCGUUAAACUUAUAGUAACUAGUAAAUUUAUCUUAGCAAACGAAUAGAAAUAUUGACAUUCUAUAUUAAGCAAGUUGCCUAAUCGUGAAUUGCAAACUUAACAAAUGAUGACGUAAUAAGUGGAGUCAUCAAAUGUUCACAACAACUAUUCAAAAUGUUUACAGAAAAUAGUUGAAAAAUAAAAGAUGCCUUGAUGACAGAAUAAGCACAACGUCCUGGAGGAGGGGACCGAUAGAUCAAAACAAAUCUUAAACAGUUUUCUUUUAAUCAAACUUUUAACAAAACAAUAAUCAGUUAAUUCAUAGUAACCAAUUAAAGUAAACAAACCAUUUAUAUAUCAUCAACUCAACAAUAAGAAUUUUUUAUUACAAUAAAGCAAACAAAUUAAUAACUUGCAAUGGCUAUAUACUACUACAACAUAUUGAUGCAAGAAUUUAUUUAUAAAGUAAAAAAAAAUUACUUAUACGCAUUCAGUUUAAGUAUUGCUUUACCGCAGCCUUUGAUAACUAAUUGAUUAUAAGCUAAAUUUGUCGACUAGUUCAUAAUACUUUAAAACAACCUCACACACUUCUCACUAAAUCUUUGUUUAAGCGUCUCCGUAAUCAUUGUUUACUGCUUCACUUAUUAGUGUUUUGCAUUAAUUUUGGAUUUAUUUGUCUUUUACGUUGUAAGUGACCUGUCAAAAGAGAGAAUCUUUCCCUACCCAACUCACCUCUUAUUAUUUAUAGGUAUUGCCCAUGACCUGAUUCAAAGCUCUCUUCUUUAUAUUUUCUGGCUAACACAUCAAGCUCUCUCGCUUUGCUUUAUAUUAGCAUUAUAGCUAUAUGCAUUACAUUUGAUAAAUGUCAUUAUAGAGCUUGCUUUUUAGUAAAAGAAAAAGCCAAUGGGGAGGAGACCUUGCUGUGAGAAAAUUGGAUUGAAGAGAGGUCCAUGGACUAUAGAAGAAGAUCAUAGACUCAUGAACUUCAUUCUUAACAAUGGCAUCCACUGCUGGAGAAUUGUCCCCAAACUCGCAGGUUUGUUGAGAUGUGGUAAGAGCUGUAGACUGAGAUGGAUUAAUUAUCUGAGACCGGAUCUCAAGAGAGGUGGGUUUACUGAUGCUGAAGAAGAACGUAUUAUGGAACUUCACUCUCAACUUGGCAACCGGUGGUCUAAAAUUGCCUCUCAUUUCCCUGGUAGAACGGAUAACGAGAUAAAAAACCAUUGGAACACGAAGAUCAAGAAGAAGAUGAAACAUCUUGGUUUAGAUCCGACUACGCACGAACCAAUGAAUAAUAUUACCGACCAACCCGAAUCUAACAAGAUAACAAAACCAAACAUGUGUUCUACCAUCAAGGAAGGAGAAGAAACCAAAGAACAGACUCUCAAAGAUGAAGUAGACAUCGGAUCUCUAUUCGAAGUGCAAGGCAACGAGAUAUCUAUCUCGUCUUCUUCUUUAUAUAGUAAUAUUUCAAGAAGCGAAUCUUCAUCAAAUUUUGCAGAAGAUUCGAUCUCUUUAGAGCAAUGGGAAUUGACCUAUAUGACAGAUCCUUUGGUACCAUGGGACUUCUUCACCAAUCUUGAUGAUAAUAUUUUCCUUUAAUGACAAAAUGUGAUAUAACAUUGUAAUAUAUCUGAAUAUAUCUAUAAAUAUAUAAAUAAUCUUAAGUAA